Durio zibethinus is the source of this 366-nucleotide messenger RNA. NCBI's taxonomy places the organism in Eukaryota, Viridiplantae, Streptophyta, Magnoliopsida, Malvales, Malvaceae. The record is from RefSeq and is a predicted model, not a curated record.
AUGACGAUUGAGACGAAAGCCGGGUCUCCCACCUGUUGCAACAAGGCAACGAUCAUGCAAUCGACCGGUAUUGUUAUAAACAAUAAUCAAGCAACUAACUGUGCUAAAUGCCUGAAAGAGUCCAGCGACGACGAGGAGGAUGAUUGUAGGGUUUGUUUUAAGUGUAAACAUCACUACCAUAGACUUUGCAUAGAUCAAUGGUUAGCAAAAGAGACACGUUGCCCACUGUGUCACCCAAGGUUAAGGACAGCUUACAAUGAAACAGUAUGCCAAGUUCUUCAAGGCGCCUGCAUGGCUUCAAAGGUUGCAACAUUACACCAUAGAUUUGUGAAAGAAAAAAAAAACUAUACACAAUAUUGUAAUUAG